UUUGUUUCUAUAUAUGCCGCUUACCUCUAUGAUUCCGUUAAGCUCUAUGCCUGGGCAUUGGAUAAAUUGCUGCGCCAGGAGGAGCGCAUACUAACGGAUGAUGUGAUAUACGAUGUAGCUAGUAAUGGAACUAGAAUAAUUGAGACUAUUAUCAAAAAUCGUACUUAUAGAAGUAUCACUGGUGCCACGAUUAAAAUAGACCAGAAUGGUGAUUCCGAAGGCAAUUUUUCAGUACUGGCAUAUAAGCCACACAAACACUAUUUUAGUGAUAAUGUAUCCUGUAAUUCUCAUAUGGUGCCGGUGGCCUAUUUUCAACAAGGCGAAGAUAUUCCAGAAUACAAGCUUAUCAAUGGCUCUGUGCGCGUUGAUUGGCCAUCGGGCGGUGAUCGUCCCUUUGAUGAGCCGAUGUGUGGCUUCGCCAAUGAGCUGUGCAAAAAGGACGAUCGACAUAUCACAUCUGUAGUAGCGGCUGGUGUACUUGGCUUACUGUUAUUCUGCGCUGGUGUCAUCACUAUGAGCAUUUAUCGAAAAUGGAAAAUCGAGCUGGAAAUUGAAGGUCUAUUGUGGAAAAUUGACAUAUCAGAGAUAAAGGGGUACUCGGGGAAUGAUAUCGUCUCAUCGCCAAGCAAGUUGAGCUUAGUGAGUGCCCAAUCGUUUGGUUCACGUUGCUCAAAUCAAGUAUUCACUUCGACGGCACGCCUACGCGGCGCUGUUGUACGCAUCAAAGAGUUGAAGUUCCCACGGAAGCGGGACAUCUCGCGCGAAAUAAUGAAAGAAAUGCGUUUGCUGCGCGAACUACGCCAUGAUAAUAUAAAUAGCUUUAUUGGGGCUUGUGUGGAGCCGACACGUAUACUACUAGUCACCGAUUACUGUGCCAAGGGCAGUCUCUAUGAUAUAAUCGAGAAUGAGGACAUCAAGUUGGAUGAUUUGUUUAUAGCUUCGCUGAUACACGAUUUAAUUAAGGGUAUGAUAUAUAUACACGAUUCGCAGCUGAUGUACCAUGGAAAUCUGAAAUCGUCGAAUUGUGUGGUGACCUCUCGUUGGAUGUUACAAGUAGCCGAUUUCGGUUUGCAUGAGUUGCGAAAUUGUGCGGAGAGCGAGUCGAUAGGAGAGCAUCAGCACUAUAGAAAUCAAUUUUGGAAAGCACCCGAAUUGCUGCGCAAUCCACACAUGUAUGGCACGCAAAAAGGCGAUGUUUAUGCCUUCGCCAUAAUUAUGUACGAAAUAGUUAGUCGAAAAGGUCCAUUCGGGCAGGUAGCCUACGAACCAAAGGAAAUUGUCGAUCGCGUGAAGGAGCUGCCAUUAGCUGGCAGUAUACCCUUUCGUCCCGAGUUGGAAUGCAUACGCGAACACGAAUUGUGCCCUGAUUAUGUGCUGGACUGUAUAAAAGAUUGCUGGAGUGAGGAUCCGGAGAUAAGACCUGAUUUUCCGACUAUACGCAAUCGUUUAAAGAAAAUGCGUGGUGGCAAGACGAAAAAUAUUAUGGAUCAAAUGAUGGAAAUGAUGGAGAAGUAUGCCAACAACUUGGAGGAUAUUGUGACUGAGCGCACGCGUAUGUUGUGCGAGGAGAAGCGCAAAACAGAAGAUUUAUUGCAUCGCAUGUUGCCGCGCACUGUGGCGGAGAAGCUGACAAUGGGGCAAGGGGUCGAACCAGUGUCCUACGAUUUGGUCACGAUCUACUUCAGCGACAUUGUGGGCUUUACUGCAAUGUCAGCGGAGAGUACUCCACUGCAGGUGGUGAAUUUCUUGAACGAUCUCUAUACGGUUUUCGAUCGCAUCAUACGCGGCUAUGAUGUGUACAAGGUGGAGACCAUUGGCGAUGCCUACAUGGUGGUCUCAGGUCUGCCAAUUAAGAACGGCGAUCGACACGCAGGUGAAAUCGCUUCCAUGGCACUGGAGCUGCUGCAUGCGGUGAAACAGCAUCGCAUAGCACACCGUCCCAAUGAGACGCUCAAGCUGCGCAUUGGCAUUCACACGGGGCCCGUGGUGGCCGGCGUUGUGGGUUUGACAAUGCCACGCUACUGCCUCUUCGGCGACACAGUAAACACCGCCUCACGCAUGGAGUCCAACGGCGAAGCGUUGAAAAUACACAUAUCAGGAAAGUGCAAGGAGGCACUCGACAAGCUUGACGGCUAUGUGACCGAAAGACGCGGGCUGGUGGCGAUGAAGGGAAAGGGCGAGGUGGUCACAUACUGGCUAACAGGCGCCACAGAGAAGGCCAUACAGAAGAAACCCGUCGACAUGACUGACAUGCCGCCGCCUCUAUUCUGCCGACCGCGCAAGAGCCCAAAGCUGAAUAGCGAUUCGCGGCAACCGAGCAUCGUAGGCAUGCACUACUAUGGCGCUGGCUCGCGGCGCACAUCGAUGGUGCCACGCACCGAUAUCGAGUCCAAUUAUAGUUUGCAAGGUUCCACAUAUCAUGUAGCACGCGAUUCACCUUACCUGUCGUCGCGUCGUAACGAUCGGCCGUCGCUGAAUGGCAUUGGCGGCAACAGCAUACCGGAGCAUAGCUACUAUGGCGGCUACGGCGGUGCGGGCGCCAGCGGCGGCCGGAGUGGGAGUGUCGGCGAAACUUGCACGCUGCUCGAGUCGGCGCACGGUUCACGCAACACGCUGGAGCAUUCCGAAAACGAAACGAACUGUGAUAAUGAGUGCGUAAAUGGGUAUGGUGCGGAUGGUGAUGGUGAUGGUGAUAAUUAUAGCGGUGGUGUUGGUGGCGGCAGUGGCGUGAUAGGUGGCAGUGGUAGCGGGAGUUGUGGCAUUGGCGUAGUGAGCAUCAUUGGUGGUGCGCUGCCGGUAAGCGCACAUCGUGCGGCACACUCCGCUGCCAGCUCACCGAGCCACAAACCGCUUGCGCUAGUGCGUCCCCAUCGCCGUAUUAUAAGCGAAAGGCUAGCCUCCUCACCCUCCGUACAAGAGUUCAGUGAUAUAAGUCGGCAUCCGACGGUAGCGCAAACCAUACUGCUGCGCGAGACACGCUCCCUCGACCCCAUGCCAAUGCAGUUGCGUAAGAGAAACGAGCCCGUCAAACUGCCGCCGUCCAAACUGUGUAAGAACAACUCGCGCUCCUUGGAUGCCGUGGCGGCGCUCGGUGCGAGAGAGAGCAAAAACAACGAUUCAGAAAACGCGAAUAUAAAUGGUAUAGAGUGUGACGAAGUCGUCGAUGGUGUGGCCCCAUUGGUGGAGCACGAAACUACUGUGAACGCUGACACAAACAAUAUGGACGGCGACGACUACGACGACGAUGUCGGCCUGCUGAUGCGUGAUAAUGGCGGCCUCCGCCGUCGCGGGCACAGUGGUAACCUACAACCGACUGUGGUGCCCGUCGCAUCCACGCUGCUAAAUCGUCGACGCAGUAGUGGGCACGUUAUAUCCGGCGGCAGCCUUAGUGUUGGUAUUGGAGUCGCUGGCGGCAUGCUACUGCCCUACAAGCACCUCAACAACAACUGCAAUGGUGGCAUGACCAUAGAAGAAGACGCACAAUCACCGUUGCUUCAACGACAGACCUCACUCACCAGCCCGCCCGAUGAAAUUCUAGCGCUUACGAAACGUUGGCGUUCACUGGAGACACUUGAAAAUGUCAGAAUCGGUGAUGCAAUGCUGGUGAACUCUAAUAGUGGUCGUGGUAUGCUUGGUGGCACCACGCACAUCUGCGGGCACGCCGCGCACAACAGUGUCAGCUACGCGCCCGACAUUGAUGGGAGUCGUGCAUCCGGUUCAGCGGCGACAUGUGCAACGACAGCGACACGCAGCGGUAAUACAUUCACUACGUGGAUUUGGCGCAUCAUACAGGGAAACAGUAAGCGGGCGAGCGAAUCGUCGUUGCGGCGCGUGGUGCCAAGUGGUGUUCACGCGCCGCAUGUGUUCACCGAUAUGCCCGCAGCAACGGCGGCGACGACGGCGCGUACGCGUGAUCGAGAGAGCAUUGUGUAGAGAGUUACGAUGGUGGGGAGAAAAUAGAUUUUGAUUUGUAUUGUAAUAGUAUGUGUGGCGUGUUGAAGAGAAAAGUUUCAGGAGAGGGUUAAAAAAUGGAAAUUAUACGUUUUUUUUUAGUUAGCUGAAAUGAAAUUGCAUUGCGCCUUUUAGAUCGAAGUAGUCGUCAGAAAUAAUAUUUUUUUUUAGUUAUAUCCGCUUCAUAACCAUGCAUAAAAUGAGCUGCAGCUUCUGUCAGUAAAUAUUGUUUUUUCGUAAUGCACUGAACCCAGUCGGUGAUUCUGAGAUAUAGCUGCUCCUUUAACAGUUUCCUUUCAAGUGAAUUUAAAACCUUUCUAAAAUUAUUUGCUAAAUACUAUUAUGCACUUCAUUUGACAAAAAAACAAAGAUCGACUAAGUAAAAAGCGCCUGUAUAUGUUUAUUAACUAGAUUACGUACAUAUCUAGAAAUAUGUACAUAUGUAAAAACUCCUGGUUGAGAGGGGUUUUAUAAAGCGAAAUUUUCGAGCAACUUUCUCUGCUUAUAACGAAUAUGUUUAGACUCAAUAUCAAUUUUUUUUUAAAUCCUCAAAAGAGGCCUUUGAUCUCAAACAGAACACACGUAUAACAUUUUUAUAGCAAUGCUUAAAUACAUAUUUUUUUCUAUAUACUUACAAUUUCUUUGUAUGUAAUUAUAUACAUAUCAUCUGUGCGCAUAUUUACAUAUAUGUAUUUUGGAAUUAAUUCACUCGCGGUGUCAAUGGAGUUAAUUCUCCGUUUUUUUUCACAAAAUCCCAAUUUCUAUAAUAGUUGAAACUCUUCACACAUAUGAACGCGAGAAAAUACGUAGAUAAACUGCAGAACUAAAAAAAAAA
Messenger RNA from Rhagoletis zephyria (snowberry fruit fly), 4786 nucleotides. Its product is annotated as receptor-type guanylate cyclase Gyc76C-like. Gene Ontology annotation, cellular component: plasma membrane. The record is from RefSeq and is a predicted model, not a curated record. Lineage: Eukaryota; Metazoa; Arthropoda; Insecta; Diptera; Tephritidae. Gene Ontology annotation, molecular function: adenylate cyclase activity; peptide receptor activity; guanylate cyclase activity. Gene Ontology annotation, biological process: protein phosphorylation; receptor guanylyl cyclase signaling pathway; cGMP biosynthetic process.